Molecule: messenger RNA, 462 nt
Organism: Pieris macdunnoughi
Lineage: Eukaryota; Metazoa; Arthropoda; Insecta; Lepidoptera; Pieridae
Source: the annotation of a GenBank genome assembly
AUGAGAUCCGUUGCAUUGAAAGAUGUUGAACAAGACAAGGUCGUCAAGACCGUUGCUUUCCACUUAAAGAAAAUUGGCAAGGUUAAGGUGCCAGAACAUAUGGACUUAGUGAAGACAGGUCGUUUUAAAGAGCUAGCUCCUUACGACCCUGACUGGUUCUAUGUCCGAUGUGCUGCUGUUUUACGCCACAUUUACAUUAGAUCUCCAGUUGGAGUCAAGACCGUCACUAAAAUCUUUGGUGGUCGAAAACGUAAUGGUGUCACUCCUUCACACUUUUGCAGAUCAUCUGGUAGCAUCGCACGUAAAGCACUCCAAGCUUUAGAAGCCCUCAAACUUGUAGAAAAGGUCCCUGAUGGUGGUCGUAUCCUUACUGUGCAGGGAAGACGUGAUCUUGACAGAAUUGCUGCACAAGUCCGCCACAAGGCCAAACAACAAGCUAAGCAACAAGUUCUUGUUCUAUAA